Messenger RNA from Neohortaea acidophila, 507 nucleotides. RefSeq lists its product as uncharacterized. Lineage: Eukaryota; Fungi; Ascomycota; Dothideomycetes; Mycosphaerellales; Teratosphaeriaceae. The transcript has a single exon. Bases 1 to 507 code for a protein of 168 amino acids. The record is from RefSeq and is a predicted model, not a curated record.
AUGUCGGAGCUCACGCCUGCUCUGCAGCACUCGCCUCUCGCCAAACUCCCUCCCGAGUUGCGCAAUCUCAUCUUCGAAUAUGCCGUCACCCAACUAGCACCCAUCUUUGUCGAGGACAAAGACUACCACAACCCCGACCGUCGCAUCUCGCUGCGCGCCACCCCGCGCUGUCGACCUACCGCUCUCACCCAGACCUGCAAGCAAAUCCGCGACGAGGCCGAGCCGCUCCUCUACGCCUGCAACGAUUUCGUCAUCCGCUUGCCACGCCUUCCCACCAGCAACGACCAGCCUCCAGGCGCACGCGCGGCCAAAAGAUUGAAACACACAAUGUUAAACUUUGUGUACUCUCUUCACCCGGCCAACAGUCCUUUUCUCCGCUAUCUCCGGAUCGAGCUGCCUACCGCCGACUAUGUGAACCAGCGUCAGAAGCUUGUGCUGCAGGUCUGGGAACCUCUACUAUGGCUGUCCCAUGGCGCCGCGUACCGUCUGCCGAACCUCAAGAUUUAG